Penicillium cataractarum is the source of this 549-nucleotide messenger RNA. RefSeq lists its product as uncharacterized. The record is from RefSeq and is a predicted model, not a curated record. The coding region runs from base 1 to 549 and encodes 182 amino acids. NCBI's taxonomy places the organism in Eukaryota, Fungi, Ascomycota, Eurotiomycetes, Eurotiales, Aspergillaceae. The transcript has 2 exons.
AUGGAUAAUGUGACUCCGCCGCCGUCUCCUCCAGCAACCGGAGGUGAAGGUGAAAACCAAGGAGGAGCUUCGGUCUGUGAUCGGCUGCGCGAUAGAUGUCUGCAAGAUUUGCAGACUUCUGGCUGCAGCUGCCGCGGUGAUUCUAGCGGCGGUGGCAACGAUGGAAGUGGUGGAAGUGGUGAAAACGCUGGUGGAAAUGAUGGCAACGGCGAAUCUGGUGAUGGAGACGAUGGAAGUGGAAACGAUGGCGGUGUUAGAGCCAGUGGUGGGAAUCCCGACAACAAAUUCGUCGGAGGCCCUCCUCUGGCAGGCUACAAUGGCAAGAAGGUCGACUCGGCUGCCGAAUGUCUCCGAGCCUGUACAGACUAUCCCGAAGCAAAGUGCAAGCGAGCCGUAUGGUCAAACCAAGAGAAGCCAGCCUGUAGCCUGUACGGCUGGGGCAAUUUUAAUGGCGACACUCCCUGUAAUCCCAAGACUUCCUGGGCGACCAAUAGGGACAGAAGCCACGCCUUGCAGGAGGGCUGUCCUCAGGAAAGACAACCGAAAUAA